Messenger RNA from Mytilinidion resinicola, 282 nucleotides. RefSeq lists its product as uncharacterized. Lineage: Eukaryota; Fungi; Ascomycota; Dothideomycetes; Mytilinidiales; Mytilinidiaceae. The annotation marks the transcript as partial. The transcript is spliced from 2 exons. The record is from RefSeq and is a predicted model, not a curated record.
GGAGCGGCUGCAGGCGCUGUUCAGAUCGCUGAUACAGCGUUGCGGCUAAGUCGGAAGGCUUAUGGAUUCCUUUGCGAGAUCAAGGAUGCCAAAAAGGAUAUCGUUGCGUUGCGAGAUGCACUUCGAGACGCAGAGUCGAACAUUCGAAGCCUCCGGAACUACAUCGACGAGUUCGCGAAAUCCAAGAAUGCGACUGUAGAGUUCGAAAUCCUCCCCGAAACUAUCACUAGAGCCAUCCAAGGCUUUCGGGAUGACAUGGACAUUCUGAAGGGCAUCUUACCU